This is a messenger RNA of Anopheles funestus (African malaria mosquito), 2045 nucleotides long. It is a transcript of the gene l(2)37Bb, whose product is annotated as FAD-dependent oxidoreductase domain-containing protein 1. The record is from RefSeq and is a predicted model, not a curated record. Gene Ontology annotation, cellular component: cytoplasm. Bases 379 to 1965 code for a protein of 528 amino acids. Lineage: Eukaryota; Metazoa; Arthropoda; Insecta; Diptera; Culicidae. Gene Ontology annotation, molecular function: oxidoreductase activity. The transcript has 2 exons.
CAAAUCGUCAGCCGGUGCAAACGGAAAAUCGUGCAAAAUGUUCUUUUCUACUUGAAAAUUAAAGUUGUACUAAACGAUAUCAUAAAUAGAUAAACCUCUAAAAAAUAAGUGCUUGCUGUUCUAUUGAAAAUCUGCGUUGUAAUUGCCUUACUAGACAGCGUAUCAGGCCCAUCUGCUGAUGUUCCAGGACAAACAUGUACCCGUAAUGUAAUCAAAUAAAAACAAUACUUCCAUCAUCCAGUCCGCAGCUGAUAAGAUAAGUACGGGCUUAUAUUGAACCAUUCACGCCCCAAGCGAAUCGUUUGGAAUCUGUAACUGAACUGCGUAUCAGAAGGCACAAUCGCUACACAAAAAAGCAAACGCAAAGUGUGACCAAACAUGUUUCAGAUGCUGCAAAGAAGGUCAUCGAAAUUGGGUAUUUUGCGGUAUGCAAGAAGACAAACCCCAGCAGCAAGCAACACCAGAUACUAUGGCUCAUCGGAUAAGGGAAAUAAAGGCGACACCAGCAACAGUGGCGAUCUUUCUGACCAGGUGGAAGCAAAUAAGGAUAAUCCUAUCUCACGGACACUGAAACUUCUCGGCAACGAUGUGCAGCGUGUGAAAAAAUUCAUUCUGCCGCGUAAUUUAAGUAAAAACGAUUCAAAAGACAAAUCUUCGGAAUCGAUCGAAAACUAUCUUCAAAGGUACCGGAGAGACGAUUUUCAAUCUCACUGUGACAUUCUUGUAAUCGGUGGCGGCGGAGUAGGAUCUUCGAUUGCGUAUUGGCUCAAGAAGCGUGCUCGCGAAGGUCUAAACGUGGUGGUGGUCGAAAAGGAUUCGACUUACGCACAGGCUUCAACCUGUCUAUCGGUUGGGGGACUGCGGCAACAGUUUUCAAUCGUAGAAAACAUCCAAAUGAGCCUAUUCGGGGCCGAUUUUAUGCGCAACAGCAAGGACUAUCUCGGCGAGGACGUCGAUUUAAACUUUACCCCGCACGGGUAUUUGCUGCUGGCUAGCGAAGCGGGUGCGGAACAGCUGGAACAAAACUCCAAGCUACAGUGUGCGCUCGGUGCAAAAAAUGAGCUUUUAACGGCAAGUCGUCUAAAACAGCGCUUUCCCUGGAUGAACACGGAUGGCAUCGUGCUUGGGUGUCAUGGGUUGGAGAAGGAAGGCUGGUUUGAUCCGUGGGCGCUGCUUUCUGGCUUCCGAAAGCGUGCCACCGAGUAUGGUGCGCAUUACGUGGAGGGUGAAAUGGUUGGGUUUGGCUUUGAACGACAGCCGGACAUUUUGGCCGAAGGCAUCGAGGAAGGCGCCUACGAAGGAAUCAAUCGAGCGUACGUAAAGAUGAAGGACGGUGAAAUGCGAGAGAUAAAGUUUGCGAUCGCCGUCAUUGCUGCCGGUGCUCAAUCGGGAGCGAUUGCAAGGAUGGCCAGGAUAGGCACGGGGAAAGGAAUGCUAUCGAUACCGCUGCCGGUGGAACCAAGGAAGCGUUUUGUUUACGUGUUUCAAUGCGAAAAUGAUCAAGGUCCGGGAAUUAACACACCACUUACCAUUGAUCCGAGUGGAACGUAUUUCAGGCGGGACGGACUGGGCGGUAACUAUUUGGGCGGCAAAAGUCCACUACCGGAAGAGGAACCACCGGUGGAUACAUUGGAUGUUGAUCAUGGAUUUUUCGAAAAAACCGUAUGGCCAAAUCUAGCCCAUUUGGUGCCGAGUUUCGAAGCGAUAAAGGUGAAAAACGCCUGGGCCGGUUACUACGAGUUCAACACGUUCGAUGAAAACGGCAUUGUGGGACCUCAUCCGUACUACAACAAUCUCUACAUCGCUACCGGGUUUAGUGGGCAUGGCAUUCAACAAACACCAGCAGUAGGAAGAGCCGUUUCGGAGAUGAUCAUAGACGGUGGGUUCCGAUCAGUAGACCUCACGCGUUUCGGCUUCGAUAGGAUCAUCAUCGAUCAACCAAUGUUCGAGGCUAACAUUUUCUAGUCCAAAGGUGCACGAAUGUUAGGAAGUUUUGUUAUGAUGAUUGUAACAAUCAUUGUAUGAAAUAUAAAUAUAUCGUUUUA